AAGCCUGGGAUAUUUGAAGUAUCUAUACAAUCUCGUCAAGGGUUGAAGCUUCAAAACCAUUUUGAGAACGAAACGAGCAAGACUAACUCAGACAAUGGCAACGAUUUAUCGAGUUAACGUUUGGCUGUUUGUGGCGUUGAUUACUUUGGUUUCUUUCCCAAAAGAAACCCUACAAUCGAGCAGCCCUGGAUUUAUUUUCGAAUCAGAUGAACAUUUUUACAAAGUUGUCUACGAACAAGACGACAUCCGUACAUUCUACGAGGCAGAAGAAAUCUGCAGCGAGUUUGAAAAUGGUCACCUCGCGAGUAUAAACAGCCCAGCAGAAAACGAAUGGCUCCACCGCAAGAUUCAGUCCCUUGGGCAUCUCAAGAAACCGGGACAUUUCUGGGUGGGUGCGUCUGAUAAACGUCAAUUUGGUUCCUUCGAAUGGCUUGAUGGGACGCCAUUCGUGUUCCAUGCGGCACAUUAUAUGAGUGCAAGGAACCCUCGCAAGAAGCAAGACUACGAAAUGUGUUUGUCGAUGACGUCUUCAAGUAAAGAUGUGUUUUGGAAAGAAGUCGAUUGUUAUAACGCGAGGGGAUAUAUCUGCAAAACUGAAGGUGUUCCGAAGCGUUUGAUUUCACACCGACGAUUCGGAUACGAAUUUGAAGACAACAUCUGGACGUACAAGUUCAUCAUUAAUCAAGACGACAUGCUAUCAUGGCCAGAAGCUGAUGUCUACUGCCGCAAGACAGAAUGGGGCCAGCUACUGAGCAUUUCAAACGAAAGAGACACAAACAGGAUCUCACAAUGGCUCCAGCUUCUUCGGCCUAUCUUUGGAUUUACAAAGCUGUGGAUUGGUGCUUCCGAUAUGGCUAGGGAAGGCCGGUAUUAUUGGACCGAUGGAAGUUCCUAUAAUUACACCAACUGGGCCCCUGGGGAGCCUUCGGCAGUGUACAGGGGAAUGGAACAGGACUGUGUUGCGAUAUCUGGUCAUCCGUACUGGGGACAAUGGAGAGAUGAGUACUGUCUGGAUAAGUUGCCCUUCAUUUGCAAAAUUAAAAUGUGUGGUGAAAGAACCGACUUGGCUUUUGCCAUUGAUGCCUCAGGAAGCAUGGGACCUGAAGACUUCGCAAAAGCCAAACGUUUUGUCAAGGCACUAACUGCAAGUUUCAAAGUGUCCUACAAAGGAACCCACGUUGGUGUCAUACGAUAUUCCACUAAAGCCAAAGUCAUGUUCGACUUUAACAGCUAUUUCAGCCAUGACGAAGUCAACGAUGCCAUUGACGACAUCGAGUACACGGAGGGAGGAACGAGAACUGAGUUUGCCCUAGAGUUCGCCAGAACAAAGCUUUUCUCUGAGUCCGGAGGAUACCGACCUGCACAGGACAUCUUCAAGAUAUUUAUUCUAAUGACAGACGGCAGAUCCGAGAGCAGAAGAAAAGUUGCAAAAGAGGCAAGGUUAUUAAAGCAACGAGGUGUUCACGUUCUGGCUGUGGGUGUCGGGAGAUCAACCAAUCAGAAAGAGCUGGAAUCCAUAGCAACCAGCAAGAGUGACGUCAUUGGGGUGUCGUCGUUUAGGGAGCUGAUGAUCAGAAUGAACGAGAUCAAGGACAAGCUUUGUGAUAUUGCAAUUGAAAACGAAAGGAGAGCAAAACUCAGGACAACAAGAAGGCCAAGCCGAGGACGUGGAUAAUUAAUUAAAACAAAGACAUUGUUAUAAUUAUUAAACAAGCUAGCCUUGUGAGUGCAGUAUCGGUAGCCAUACCACGAUACAGGCGACGUCUUCUCCAUGUACAUUUGUAAGCAUAAAUUUUAUCUUACUUCAAAUAAGUAAGUCUCUACUUGCCUUACUAAAUCUCCCUGCAUGAAAACUAAUAUGUUAAAUACGUAAAUAAUUGCUAGGAUAAUAUUAAGCUAUCAGACUGAACACAGAUUGUUCAUUACAAGUUAUGGGACUGCUAAGGUCUAAUGCGCAUGCACAAUGAUAUCGUGUUGCGGUCACGUGAUUCAGUGAUCACAUGACCGUGUAAAAGGUUUUCAAAAGAAUAGCUUGAAUAUCAGGAUGGUGGUGGUGGUGGUUUUGGUUGUAGAGCGAAGAAGAUAACGGCAGCAUUAGAUUUGAUAACGAUAAGGACGACGACGACGAAGAUGAUGAUGUGCAAUAGUGCAGUAGCAAUCAUGAUGGUGACGCUGGUGAUAGUUGGUGACGAUGAUUCAACUAUUUGUAUAAAUAUUAUAUAAUUGUAUUAACUGUAAGACAAAAAAGAGGACGGUAUUAAAAUUGGAUACCCAGUGAGAAUAGAAAGCGUGCGCAAGUUUGAGGGUAAAACGUGGUGCAAAAUUUGCUUCAAAAAGCUAGAAAAUAAAAUGUAUAACAUUUGACAAAAUAGGACACUGAGGUAUCCCAUAAACAAAUAUGUUAAACAUGUAUAUGUAUACAUAAUAGGGCAAUGCUGGGACGUAAAAAGCAUUUGUUAAGCUAAUAAGAUGGGGUUCAAAUGGAAUUCUUUAGACGAAAGAAGAAAAGGAUAAAUAGCUAUUCCAAGGUUGUGGGAAAAACUGGCUUAAUUCGGCAUUGCAAUGUAUUGUACGACUGUUUUAGGGACGAAAUGAGACGCCAUCUUGGAAAUGUCCCCCAAAACAUUCCCACAAUACACUGCAAUGGCAACUCGACCCAGAUUUUUUUCUCGCCCUGGGAAUGGCUAAUAAAUAAUCUUAUGCCAAAGGGGGAUCCUCUGGCUACUCCUUUGAAUUGCGAUGCAACUACUUAGGUGAAAGUGCAUACAGAAAUGUUCAAAUUGAACUUAAUAUAGACCGUUUUGGUAUUAUAUAAUCACAAUUAUAUAAGCUUAAACUAUCUGUAUGAAUAUAGAAUUAUUACAAAUAGAUAUAACGAGCUUAAGCUAAUAAAAUAAAAAAUAAAUGUCCAA
Molecule: messenger RNA, 2912 nt
Organism: Actinia tenebrosa (Australian red waratah sea anemone)
Lineage: Eukaryota; Metazoa; Cnidaria; Anthozoa; Actiniaria; Actiniidae
Product: C-type mannose receptor 2
Source: RefSeq, a predicted model, not a curated record